Molecule: messenger RNA, 4470 nt
Organism: Menidia menidia (Atlantic silverside)
Lineage: Eukaryota; Metazoa; Chordata; Actinopteri; Atheriniformes; Atherinopsidae
Source: the annotation of a GenBank genome assembly
ACACACACACACACACACAGUAAGUAAAGGGUGAGUGAAAGGGAGAAACAGGCAGACAUAGAGGGAAGGAGAGAGAUGUUGAAAACAGUUGCCACAGGCAAACUCGCUCAGUGUUCUGACACGGUCUGAAUGCAGGUUAAAACGUGCUGUGCGGAAUUCACCUCAAAAAGAGAAGCCUGUCUACGCGUCAAGGGAUCCACCACAAUGAUUUGGAGUUUGCUACAUUUCAGCUGCUUCGUUUGUGGAGCCCUCUCAUCCCCAACUCCGUUUUCACCAGCUCCCACCGCCUCUGAAGAAGGACCCUGUCGAAUCUACAAUUUUGGCCGGUCUGCGGACUGUCGUGGAAGACAGCUUGACAGCGUCCCACCAAAACAGUUUCCACCAACCGUUGAAUACAUUGAUCUCUCCUACAAUGAACUUCAUGCCGUCUAUGUGCCUGACUUCAGCCACCUGCCUCAGCUCCGCGUCCUCCAGCUGCAGUUCAACAACAUCUCUCACAUUGACGAUGAUGCCUUUAAGAAUAAUAUUCUACUGGAGAAUCUUAACAUCUUUAAUAACUCACUACAGGAAAUUCCAGCCGCAGCCUUGGCAUCCCUCUUGAAUCUAAAAGAGCUUUACAUGUCCAACAACCUUUAUAAACAUGCCACUUUGGCCGACAGUUUCUCCAAAUUUGUUAAACUCCAGGUUCUGUCUAUGGGCGGCCCCAUGGUGAUGGGUCUGAAGAAAGCAGAUUUUCAGCCCCUGAAGAACAUUAAGUUACAAGGUUUUGCUAUUAAAUGUUCCUCCAAUUUAAGUUACUAUGAAGCUGGGAGUUUAGAAGUCAUCCAGACAAAGCAGAUGGGCUUUGACAUGGCCAUAGAUCAACGACCCAAUGCUCUCCAUCACAUGUUACGCGACCUGGCAAACAAAACUUUGAGCGUCAUUCAGUUUCGCAACCUCUUUGAAUUCAUGUACUAUAUGGAAGAGGAGGACAUUUUCCAGUGUUUGAAAUACAUUAAAGCAUAUCAGCUCAUCUUCCACAGAGGAAAAUUCAAUGAGAACCUCUUGAGAAUGGCUUUAAUGAACAUACAAGGGACCCCUAUCAAAAGGCUGAGGUUACAGUACAUCGACUUUGCCCGCUCACCAACUUUUAUUGAUAGCGGAGCGGGUUCCAGCAUAACCAACUUGAGUCUGGAUAAUUUGGAUCUGUGGUAUAUAAGCAAUCCUGAUGUGCUGCGGUUUGACUGGCGCUUCACCUGGUUCAAGAAAAUUGAGCACCUAUCUAUUCAGUAUGUCUAUUUCAACUCUGUGCCUUGUGAUUCCUGGUCUGAGAUGGAAGGUGUGAAGCUUUUGGAUGUGUCUAACAACAGACUGAAGAACGAAUAUGUCUUCAACCAGAGGUGCGAUUACAGCAACACCAUGCAGAAUUUACACACGUUCAACCUGAGCACCAAUGAGCUGACCAGCCUGAAAGACAUGUCUUCUUUGACAAGAAAGUUUCAACGGCUCCAGGUGUUGGAUCUCAGCCACAACAAACUGGGAUCUGUUAAAUACAGCCAAGACUGUGUGUGGAAACAAAAUAUCACUCGUUUCAUCGCUCACCAUAAUGAUUUUACCAGUCAAGCUCUCGGUUGUCUGCCCACCACAGUGCGACACUUGGAUCUGUCAUACUGCAACCUGGACCAGCUGGACAUGACAUACUUUCAGAAAACCACCAACCUGAAAGACCUCCUGUUGAGUGGCAAUAAGAUUAAAUUCAUCCCCUCUAAGUGGGAGAGUCCAUCGCUUAAUUUUCUCGCUCUUGAUGGGAAUUCAUUUGGCUUGAUAAGCAAAGCAUCCUUCCAGGACAUGCCUCAGUUGUCUCAGCUGAGGGCAGGAAACAAUCCCUACCACUGCACCUGUGAGCUGCACGUUUUUGUUCAGGACACCAUAUCAAAGGGAAAGGUCAAUCUCACAGACUGGCCUUGGAACUAUAAGUGUUAUCACCCUGAGGCUUUCCUCAACAAAGUCAUCUCAGACUACUUUCCUGGUCAGGUGGCAUGUGAUAUCCGACUUGUUAUCAUCAUCUCUGUUGCAACUACCGCAGCAGUGAUUUUGAUACUUGUUCUGAUUUGCUACAUUUUCGAUCUCCCAUGGUACACCAAAGCAACUUAUCAGAUCAUCAGGGCCAAAUACAGAGCUCACAAGGAGAAAGCAGCUGGGGAACUGGAGACUUUUACAUAUCAUGCUUUCAUCUCCUACUGCCACUCAGACGCUGACUGGGUGAGGGACCAGCUCCUGCCCUGUUUGGAGAACAACAAGAAUCCCUAUCGUCUGUGCAUUCAUGAGCGGGACUUCAUGCCAGGAAAGUGGAUCAUCGACAACAUCAUUGAUAACAUCGAAAGCAGUCGUAAGGUUAUCUUCGUCCUCUCUCGUCACUUUGUUAACAGUGAGUGGUGCAACUACGAGCUGUACUUCGCUCAGCAGAGAGCGAUGGGUAAGACCUUCAGCGAUGUCAUCCUUGUGGUGAAGGAGCCCAUCGAUCCAAGCUCUUUGCCCAGCAAGUACUGCAAGCUGAAGAAGAUGUUGAGCACCAAGACCUACCUGGAAUGGCCUCAACAGGCUAAUCAGCAACCCUUUUUCUGGGCACAGCUCAGAACUGUGCUGGGCCGACCCACAAUGACCCGCGAGGGGAAGGAAAGUGUGAGGAGUAGAAACUCAUCGGGGGGGAGAAUUUCUGUUAUCGGGCCCCUUCUGGAGGACAGGCUUCCAGAUGAGGUCAUAACUGAUGCAGACAACAAAGCACAACAUAAAAAAGAGACUCUUGUGAGGAAUGAAGUUGAGCUGUCAAAUCAGACACAAAUACCUGUCAUGGCAUUGUGAUCCAGAUAUUUAACAAAUUCACAUAGAUUUCUACGUUAUUUCAGUAAAGGCCUUUCUUUUUUAUCCAGCUUCAAUGCUAAAAGGGGUUAUGUUAAAGGCCACAAAGACCAACUAAAAUCAAAACCUGUUAACAAUUAAAAUUCAAAAGUGCAAAAGAAGGGAAUUGCAUGUCUCAGAAUUUUGCACUGAAGUCUUGAAUGUUUUACAACUAGAUCAUAGUCGUUUAGUGAAAGUCUAUAAUCCAGUUAUUUGAGGUCACUUUUUCGUUUUGAAGUUAUACUGUAAAUAUCUGUAUGUUACCAAUGUCGUGAUUGUUUCCACAUCUAUUCGUCAAAUUGAUCUGAGGAAGAUUUUGGUGGAAGUUUUCUACCAUUAGCUUUUCAGACUUUUUACAGACAUCACUUGAGUUCUUAAAGAUAGACUUUCACAGCAGAUGAAAAGCCAUAAAAGCCAUAGAACUAUCAAAUUCUAUGGCGAAAGAAUUAUCAAACACCAAUCUCUGUAAAUCUUAAUAUUUCCCUGAUGUUUUGACAUUAUAGAAAAAAAAUCUGCUUAAUAGACAAACAGACAAACAAACACAGGCUAAUGCUCACAGACUCAUGAGCGGAUUGCAAUACCAUUAUCUGUUACUUAUAGCAAACACACUGAGGCCUGAACUUCUGCUGUAAAAGUCAUUCAAAAGUUGUACUGACAAUAUUUGGCCACUAGGUGGAAGAGAAAAACUAUCCAUCCAUCUGUCAUCCAUACAGUUCAUUACAAAACUAACUUCCAGCUCUUCACAAAUAAUGAUUACAUUUUUAAAUGUUUAGACAUUGUUAUUCUUUCUUAUCAUUUGAUGUAAGCUUAAGGGUACACUUUAAACAGUAGCUUAUUUCCUCUCGUGCAUGACAUGAGGUUUAAUUGUUUUUGUAAGAUAUCUGAGUUUUUAUCAAGCGACUGCACCAUUCUGGGCACUUUAUCACUUGCUAUUUUGAAGCAUUGUAUUUUUGUACGAAUUGUGUUAGCAGAUACUUUUUUUAUGCGUCUAAUAAAGUGGGGUUGAAUUAAGCUCAGUCUUUAACAAUGACAACCCCCCAUGAUGUUUUGGGGAAUUUUAUUUUUCUGCCUUCUGCUAAUUUUUUUGAGUUUGUGAAAAAAUGAGCACCUUAUCCCCCUGUGACCUUUAGUACUGAUGAAAGAUCCUUUGCUGACGGCCAUUCUUUGGCACUCUUCUCACCCAACUGCUUAGUUUCCUGCAAUGAGGAUGUGACAGACACUGGAAUAGUAUUCAUGCCACACCACAGGGCCUGAGGUGUUGUUGGAAGUGAGGACAAAAGGGCAUUAAUGAUAGAUGUAUGCCACUGCACAUGAAAUGCUCCAUUUAACAAACAGGCUCACCAUGAUAAACACUGUGUUGACAGGGAAUAUAUGACAUGAUAAAUGAUUUAACAGGAAAAUGAAGUGAAGAGAUGUAUGCUUGGCUAUGGACACUUUUUGCAUGCAUUUGCAUAUAUAAAGUGGACUAUACUUGCCUUAUACCAAAAAUGUGCCGGAGUGCUGGACAUUCACAGAUAUCUCCACACGAUACUGUUGUGUUAUUUGAUGAUGAAUAAAAUGUUAUUGACCAUGGCUGGUUGAACUGUAAAACAG